AUGGGCAAGUGGUCAUUUUUUGGAUGGUUUUGUUUAAAACCAGAAGAUGUUGAAGUUCCUGCUUUUAAUUAUGUUGGUGUUGCUAUUGCUUGCCUUAGUGGUGCCGUAUUUCUUGCUAUUCGUGUGGGUAUCGUGCUAGCAUUAUCGACCUACUAUGAUGUAUAUAUUCUUCUGAAGCGUAAUCGUCCUUAUGUAUAUGUUGAAAGCAUAUUACCAGCAUUUAUUUCACGCAUUAUGUGGGGUAUUGCACAAGCUGGCUUUAUUCUUGCCAAUAGUACAUUAAGUCAAGCAAUUUCAUUUCCACUUAUAUCAAUAGAACCAACAACGGUUGUUGCACUUUGGUCAAUCUUAUAUUUUAAGGAUGUUGCAGCAUUGAAAAAUUAUCUAAUAUUUGUUUUCGGAACUGUACUUAGAAUUAUUGCUGCUGUAUUCAAUGUUUUGUCUAAACCAACAUCAAAUUGA
Molecule: messenger RNA, 462 nt
Organism: Rotaria sp. Silwood1
Lineage: Eukaryota; Metazoa; Rotifera; Eurotatoria; Philodinida; Philodinidae
Source: the annotation of a GenBank genome assembly